CACUUUUCGUAAGCUGAGUCUAUUAAUAUUCACGCCUCUCUUCACACACUCCACACCGCUCUUUAUUCGUUGCUUUCCUCCUGACCUGACUUCUCCGCUUCCCCUCAAUUCAAGCCUUUUACAUUAAUCAGGAUUUCAGGCCAUUUUCCUUAUUCUUCGUCUUCCUAAUUGAUUUUGGGCAUAUCAGAAAAUCAAAUCAUAGGGAAAAGAAGGGAUUAUUAUUAUUGUGGGCGAAGAAUGAAAGGUUGCGCAGUGGUGGAAGAAGGGUUCUUAUGCGAGCAAGAGACCCAUCUCACCGUUCUGAAAACGUCUCUGUUCUACGCCGGAGAUGGGUUCACGGUUUAUGACUGCAAAGGCCAGCUGGUCUUCCGGGUCGACUCGUACGGACCGGAUUCCGAUAAGGGUGAACUCGUUCUCAUGGAUCCAUGUGGGAAGUGCCUCCUCACUGUCCGCCGCAAGAGGCCGAGUUUGCAUCAGAGGUGGGAAGGUUUCUUAGGAGAAAGAGUGGAAGGCCAGAAGCCAAUCUUCAGCGUGCGUAGAUCAUCAAUCAUCGGACGGUCAGGAUUGACGGUGGACAUGUACAACAAUCCAGGCGAAGAGUACCACAUCGAAGGAUCCUACUCACAGAAAUGUUGUACCAUAUUUGAUGCGCACAAAACAUCAGUGGCGGAGAUUCGUCGGAAAGUGGACGCAUCCACUAACGUCGUACUCGGGAAGGAUGUGUUCUCGCUGUGUCUUAAGCCCGGGUGUGACGGAGCAUUUGCCAUGGGAUUAGUCCUUGUGCUAGAUCAAAUCUACGGGGACGACGAUGAUCGUAAUUCCCCCGCGGAGGAGAACCCCAAAGUCGCCGCGGAGCCUUUGCCCGGCAGUCCCCCGGCACUAACUGCUUAACUGUCGACUAACCAAAAUUUCACUUGUUCAUUUCCGCUUCGUUUGUUUUAUUUUUCUUUUCUUAAUUACUAGUACUCCACUAGCUAGUACUAUGUUUGAAAAACUCUUGGAGUAAAACAAGUUUCAUGUAUAUUCUGGCUUUAAGGGUUUUAUUUUCUCGGGCCAAUCGCGGUUUUAAGUUUUUUACUAGAAGAUAUAUAGUGAUAGAUUAAAAACUGGAACGACAUUAUUAUUGCUACUUGUCAUUUUACUACGGUUUGUUUUAUACAGGGAAUGAUUGAAGUUCCUUCUUUCUCUUUUUUUUUUUUUUUUUAAUGGUUUGGUUGAUAUAUGGAAUAUAACUGAAUGAGAGAAU
Molecule: messenger RNA, 1246 nt
Organism: Oldenlandia corymbosa var. corymbosa
Lineage: Eukaryota; Viridiplantae; Streptophyta; Magnoliopsida; Gentianales; Rubiaceae
Source: the annotation of a GenBank genome assembly